This is a messenger RNA of Heterocephalus glaber (naked mole-rat), 1977 nucleotides long. It is a transcript of the gene Tex36, whose product is annotated as testis expressed 36. The record is from RefSeq and is a predicted model, not a curated record. Lineage: Eukaryota; Metazoa; Chordata; Mammalia; Rodentia; Bathyergidae.
AUGGCAACAGUGGGAACCCCAACGUUGUCUCCUGACAAACACUGAGAAGUACAGACCAGGGACCAGGAGGAGGAGUGGAUGUGUAGAGCUCUUGAGGCCCUGGAGAAGUGAGGGAACCAACCUCAGCUACCUUCAGCUUCCUGGAGAGAAUGGCCAAGGGGAGACGCUUCAAACCUCCUUUUGACAAGGAUGGAAGUUGGUUCCCUCAUAUUGGACUUACACAAAAGACACCAGAAUCCCUCAUGAGUUCUGUGUUAAAAGAGCCUUAUUGUCCGCAGUUGACUCAGCAAGCAGAGAAGAAGCUGCCACCAAUAUACAAAAUCCGGGAGAAGCAAGCAGUAAGUAACAACUUCCCCUUCUCUGUGCAUGACAAUCGCCACAGUUUUGAGAACUCUGGAUGCUACUUUGACUCGGGGCUGGGGCGUAAGAAGAUCUCCCCAGAUAAAGGGCAGCAUGUUUCUAGAAAUUUUAAUCUUUGGGCAAGUGACUUCAUUCCCUCUUGUCUUGAUGGCUUUUCAAGUAAUCAAAUAGCCUAUGUCUACAAGGAGGCCAUGAUAGUCCCAAACUUCAGACGUUUUCCAAAAUGUUAUAACAAGGUAUGGGACACCUUCAAAACUGCGGAGCAAAGCUGUAUGAAGCCAAAGUAAGGUUUGCUAUUGACAAAAGGCUGUUUCUCUUCAGGAACUUUAAUCCUCCUGGGAGACACUUGAUGAGUUUGUGGUAUUACUAUUUCCUCUCCAUUCUAAAAGUACAUGUUUUUUGAUCCAGCACUACCAUUUAAUCUUUGAAAUAUUUCUAUUAUUUUUAAUAAGGUUGAAAAACAUUCAGUCUUUAUAAAAUAAAUAUACGUGAAACUAUACACAUAUAUAAACCUUUAAGAUUGUCGCAUUUACCUUUAGGGGAGCUUUAAAAAUUACAUACAUUGUAUAUGGUUACAUUUUCACUUUGAAAUUUCAAACAAACAUAGAGAAAUCAAAAGGCCCCUUGAUCACAUCACGUACCUAAUCCUUAUUCUGUUCUCAAAAGUCAAUUGUUUGUUUUUAUUCUGUGCAUUUACAAUCAUAACACAUAUGCAUAACUAUAUAAAAAUUUAAACAUAAACUAUGGCCCACAGCAUACAACAUUCUAUAACUUUCUUCUGAUAUUUAAUCAGGAUCUUGGAGUUUUUACAGUGUAUUUUAUCAGUAUAAUAAACUGAUUUUAUUUUUCAUUGGCUGUACUAUAUAAUCAAGUAUGGAUGCACUGUACUUUAAAAAAUUAUUUUAUUGUUAGUGGGCAUUUGAAUUGUUAAUAACUUUUGGACCAUGCACAAUGCUAUGUGAACAUGCUAGACAAACCUCUAUGAGUGCAUGUUGUGUGUCCCUCAGGGGUGAACUUUGCAAACACUGCCUAGAGCUGGACUGGAUAGGACAGCAGGUCACAUUCACAGCCAACUUGCCUUUGAAAGAGUGGGCCUGUUAAGCUCCUACCAAAUGUAUCUGUGAGUUUCUGUUUUCUCCCCUCACAUUAUCUUUUGAAUGUUUAAGAAUAUUUAAGGACAAAACAAAUGAUUCUGCUAUUUCUUCUCUUGCAUUUUUAUAAUUACUAGUGAAGUUGAGUGUUUUUUUCAUGUGCAGUGGCCAUUUAUGUUUCCUCUCAUUCACCGAGCAGUAUCAUCAUUAUUCUAUACCAAAGUUUCUUGUUUGUUUUUGGAUAUAUUUCCUAUACAUGAAUUUUUGAAUAACUUCCCCAAGUUAAAAAAAAAGCCAUUGCCAAUUGGUAGGAUUUUCCCCAAAUUUAGAUAUUAAUUUACGGGAAAAGCGACUUUAUUCUGUGGUAUAUCUCCCCAUUAAUUCCUGUUUUAUGUACUUCAGUAAAGUUUACUAUUUUCCUCAGAUAGGCUUGAUAUUUUGAAUGCUUAUUUCUGCAUAUUUUAAAAGCUUGUGGUUAUUUUGAAUGUUAUAUUUUUAAGUUGUACUUUUAGAUUAUUUUGGCCAU